AAACGGUUUGCUACUUAUUUUAUCAGUCAUUCAAAUAGUUUUUUAAAGAAUUGCAUUAGAGAUGUUUACACAUUUCCCAUGUACUGUACAAGCAUAAAAGAUGAGGUUGUCUGAGAUAGUACAGUACAGACCUGUGGGAAGAUGGACUUGGCCCUCUACCUGUCGCCCCACCUAUGUUUAAGUCAAUCAUUAAAAAGUGAGCUCAGAAAUACAUCGCUUAGGCAAUAGGAAGCCACCUUGAUAUAGAUUUGUCAUAACUAUUUAUACACAGUUAUUCACAUCUAAGCAUCAGUUAUUGCAGCUAAACCGAUAACAGAUAAGUGGGUAUUAACUAUCUAGGGGGUCCUAAUAAAAAUUCUUGAAAAUUUCUGAUUUCACUGGAGAAUGGGGAAGACGGACAACUGCACGUUCAUGGGAGGUGGGAUCCCUCUGUCAUCUGAGUUCUUUAAAGUGAUCAAGAAUGAUCUCUGGCUGUUCCUCCUUCCUGCUGUGUUUGCUGUGCUUCUGCUUGCUCUCUUCAUGGAGGAGAUCGGCUUCUUUCUGCACCACGUCCCCUCUCAGCGGCGUAGACGUCUCAGCCUGUGGAUCCUGGGAAUAUAUCCAGUCUUCGGGAUGACGUCUAUCAUUGCGCUGUAUAUUCCACGCUCAUCAUCUCUGUGCAAUUUCAUUGCAUCUCUUUAUCACUCCAUUACACUCUUGAAGUUCAUGGGUCUUAUCAAAGACUUCUUCGGUGGAAAGACUCGCAUGCUGGAGAUGUUAGCAGGGCAGCACGUGUCUCCAAACCCCUUCCCUUGUUGUUGCUGCUGCUGUCUUCCUCUCUUCAACAUCAACAAGACCAGUGUGAGCUGGAUGAUGGCUGCUGUUCUUCAGCUCUCUGUGGUCAGAACAAUUCUGUUCUUCCUCACUCUUGUCCUCUGGACUGAUGAACAAUAUGACUACGGGGAUGUGAAUUCAGUUAAUCUCAACAUGUAUGUCAAUGCCAUCAUUGCCGUAUCCACAUUUCUGUCCUUCUAUGGCUACUUGCUGUUUUAUAAAGCCACAAAAAGGGCAUUGCCUGGAUAUGGUCUUCGAGCCAAGUUUAUCUGCAUCAUUGUCAUUCUGGUCCUUUGUGGACUACAGAGUGGAAUUCUGGAGACCAUGGGUGCGCUGAAUGUCAUCCCCUGCGCUCCUCCCUUCUCUGACCUGUUUCGGUCUCAGUUAAUCUACCACUAUUCUGUAAUUGUGGAGAUGUUCUGCAUAAGCCUCUUUGCACAUCACGCAUUCCGGAAAGUUGAACCCUGUCAUGACGAAGGUGAAGAAAUGGAAAUUGAUGUCAUAAGUGCUCUCAAUGAAAAGGCAGUUCAGACAGAAGAUGAGCUGCCAAUCGCUGUGCAGCUCUCCUCUCAAGAAGACGAUCCUUGCUAUUCUAAUCUUGGAUACAAUAGCGACAGUGAAGACAGCCUUUGUAAAAUUGAGCAUGCACCAUUGGACCGCUUCCCCUUCCCCUUACAGCACAGACUGCAAACUGCAGCAAACACUGAGAAAAUACACACUACACCACCUAAGGACUUCAUGAGUGUGGAGCGGCCGACAAUUACUGUCAGUGCUGAAAUUAACCAUGUUAACAAUGGGGAUGCUACUGUUGUAUAGAAGAGAGAGAGAGAGAAAAAAGUAUAGCUGUACUUAUACUUUAAAAUGCUUAUACUUUAAGUGUGACAUUAUUACACUUCAUAUGUCUGUGACUCCACUGGGACCAGGAAACUAAAUCAAGGUAUUUAAAAGUAAAAUGUAAUGAAAUGUAAAUUUCAUCAGCAUAUCAUGUUUUUAUUUCUUGUAAUCUCUAAUAUAGUACCUGAAGUUUACCGUUAUAAAUGCAUUUAAAUAAAAAGUACUUAAGUCUUAAGACUAGGCCCCAGAUACUGUAUAUAUGUUUAUAUAAAAAAAGUGUACAUAUUUAUCAGUGGUAAAAUUGUGGAUUCAAUAGAGUUUUACAUUUGAACCUAUAAAACCUAAAUAUGGCCCAGCGUAGACGCCAUACUGAAUUUGGCUGUCAAAAAUUCAAUAUGACUCAACCCUGGUCACUGAGCCAAUUUCUAUGAAGACAACUUAACGAUUUGUUUAUUAAAAUUGUUUA
This is a messenger RNA of Cyprinus carpio (common carp), 2113 nucleotides long. RefSeq names its product organic solute transporter subunit alpha-like. Gene Ontology annotation, biological process: transport. NCBI's taxonomy places the organism in Eukaryota, Metazoa, Chordata, Actinopteri, Cypriniformes, Cyprinidae. The record is from RefSeq and is a predicted model, not a curated record. Gene Ontology annotation, molecular function: transporter activity.